AGGCUUCCCGACAGCGCCGCUUCCGCGUGCCGUGCCCAUGGCGCGGCCGCAGCGGCGGAUCAUGCAGAAGACGUCGCCGGACCUGCUGCAGCGCUCGCGGCUCUUCGUCACGGAGGAGGGUCCCAUGGCCUUCUAUGUGCCGCCUUGCCUGGACGGUGGGCGCUUGCGGGGUUUGGUGAAAGCGGGGGGCGGCCGCAUCGCGACGCGGCCCGGCGAGGGCGAGGUGAUCAACAUCGUGCCGAGUGGUGCAGCUUGCAAGAAGCUGCAGGAGCAGAAGGGCAUCUCGUCCAGGUUCAUCACCGACACCAUGGAACUGCAGCAGUUGCAAGACCUGGCACUCUACCGCACCGGUCCCUUGCCGCCGCCGCCCGGACACGGCGCUGGGAAGGCCCGGAAGAAGUUUACCGCAGAGGAGGAUGCCGCCUUGGUGCGAUGGGUGAAGGCGAACUCGGGCCUUCGCUCACAGGGCCGGGAGCUCUGGGAGCGCGCCCAGCGCGCCAACGUGACGUUGCACACCUGGCAGUCCAUGCAGAACCGCUGGCGUCGGCGCCUGAAGGCCAAGCCAGCAAAGCGGGCGUCGCUGAAGCUGCGGUCCCCGGCGAAAGCAAAGGAUGCUGCAGAGAUCAUUGACCUUGACGACUCCCAGCCCAUUGCUGAUGGGAAGCAGGAUGCCGGCUCCGGCGCCUCCGCUUUGGCGCAGGGGCUUCGGAGGAGCAUGCGAAUGUCGCUGUCCCAGACCCAGCGGCGCAAGGUCCGGAAGAUGGCGCAGUGCCAGCACGCCUCGCAAGCACAUGUACAGGUAGCGGCCUCGCCGCAGAAGGCGAAGAAGUGCGGCUGCGCGGACGAUAUCUACUGGGGGGUUCCUGAUUGGCUGCUGGUGACUCAAGACAUAGGCACGCCCACAGAUUGCGCUGGCCUUUGAGACGGUUUCACCGAUAUCUGGCCAGUUGGGGUGUGCGCCAGCUGUUGAAUUACUGAGACGCUCGUGAAUGCACGCGGGGAGAAAGCAGGAAGCCCCGGCUCCGGCGGCUUGCAUUGCCAAAUGGGAUGCUGGGCUUGCGCUGCCGGACUGGCAUUCAGGUGUGCGGUGCAUAGAUACAUGA
This is a messenger RNA of Effrenium voratum, 1103 nucleotides long. The record is from the annotation of a GenBank genome assembly. Lineage: Eukaryota; Dinophyceae; Suessiales; Symbiodiniaceae.